UUAAAUCAGACAUUUAGCAGCGUUAUUGGUUACCAAUAUUAUUGGUAUUCAAGAAAAUAAAUUUUCCAGCGAUACCGAAACCCCGGAAUAUUUCCGGUGGAGUUGGAAGCUGUUUAAAUGAGACGAGAUAUCGGGGAGACACCAUCACACCUGAGCGAGGGUUCCGAGAAUUCUGAGUGCCAGAGUCUUUGAGACCAUGUCGCUGUCGCACCAGUUUGGAUAUACGUCAUACAACACCUCCAGCUCCCCGCUAAGGUCUUCACAGCUGCUGCCGCCCGCCUCGUCCUCCUCGUCGUCCUCGCCCACCAUGUCUAGUCCGUGCUGUGAGAACGGCCGGAGCCUGGUCAACCCCCACACUGGUCAGACGGUCUGUUCGUGCCAGUACCCCGCUGGGCUGCUCACCUACUCCAGAGUGGGUCACCCCGACCCAGCCUACCCCACCUCCCCCUACUCCACACCACAGGGCUACAUGCCCCUCGGCUCAGACCCGUCAGCAUUUUACCCCUCGCUGAACUCUCCAUACGAGCUAAAGGAGGCGGGUGAGACGUGGAGAAGUAUAGGCCAACCUCCUGGAUGUUACCCAUACGAUCCAACAAACAUGGCACCGUAUCCAUAUUCUAAUGGAUACGGAGGUAUGGACAUCAACAGCGCCGCGCGGCGGAAAAACGCCACACGAGAAAACACAAAUACUCUCAAAGCCUGGCUGUAUGAGCAUCGGAAAAACCCGUACCCCACCAAGGGGGAGAAGAUCAUGUUGGCCAUCAUCACCAAGAUGACCUUGACACAGGUGUCCACGUGGUUCGCCAACGCCAGAAGGAGGCUGAAGAAGGAGAACAAGAUGACCUGGUCACCCCGGAACAAACCAGGCGACAACGACGACGCCGAUGACGACGACAGCAAGGAAAAGGGAGAUAAUGCUGAGAGCGACGAGGAAAACGAGGGAGGAAAGUCGCCCAAAGAUGAGAAGAAAAGCUGCGACAGAGAGGGCCAGCUGUCAGAUGACGUCACGGAAGGAUCGUCCCCCACCUCCAGCAUGCGGACUGUCAGGAUGUACGACGCCCCCUCCGACACCCACCUCUCCCGGUCGCACCACGCCGCCCCUGCCCACCUUCAGGACCCGUGCCUGCCCCGGCGACCCCCGAAUUUCCUCCCUCCCCAGAUCAAAAUGGAGGGCCCGCCCAGCUUCCUCAACCUCCCCCCGGUCACCCUGGGCUACAGCCACAUGGGGUCGUCCGGUGGGGUCGCCAGCGGGAACCUGCCGUCUUCAGUCAGCAUGGCGUCAGCGAUGGAGUCGUCGGCGUCACUCAAGAGCCCUGACUCCCUCUGUUCCAACAGCGAUGACUCCGGGCUGAGCGACGUCAACUGCGGUUACCCGGAUUCGGUCAGCGGCCACCUUGACGGUCUCCGGCCAAAGAUUUGGUCCCUGGCCCACGUGGCAACAUCAGACGCCGGGUACCUGAACCAGAACUGCAGCCCAGUCGCCAACGAUCCCAGCAACAGAAACGCCAACAGCAUGUCGAGGGGUUUAAGCGCCCACCCCCGGGGGUUGCCAAACGGGGUGUUGCCCCCAGUCCACCUGGGCGGGGGUCAUCUAGGACACGAUGGCACCGCCCAGUCCGGCCUGUCCCCGACGUCUUCAAUGCCCCCCAUGGGGAUGACGUCAUCUUCCUCCAUGCCGCCCCUGCACAGCGGGAUGACCCCGUGGGGGUCAAUGUACGGGGGCCACCAAAGCCUGGGCAGCCCUUUCGGGAAACGGCCUUGCCAAGGACCUUUGUUUUCACAAUCGCUCGUCGGGUUGGCACCAAGUGGCCACAUGGCCAACAACCCGCUGCACUGCUCGCCACCGACCUCAGACUACAAUCAAAACAUUACGUCAUCUUCCGGGUACUAAGCAAAAACAAACGUCCCCGAUAAAUUAACAAUUUAUUAAUUCUAAUAAAAAACAUAUGACUUAUCUAAUCAAAUCUGAUAUAAAACUGUAAAUAAUAUAACGCUUUCUCGAACAUCUACGUAGCUAAUAACAUUAUCAACCGAAGAAAGGGACAUAAUUAAAUUAUUUCCCUUGGUUUUCGUGGCAUUUCAACUAUUUAACAAAAAUGAAAAAAAAAAUGAAAAAAAAAAUUCAAGGUUGUUUGGAGUUUAAAUGUAGAUGCUUAAUAGAUAUUUUAAAGACAAUGAAAAUCACUUAUACAAUUUUUAAAAAAUAUCAUCUAUAGUCUAUAUAUUUCUUUUUGUAAAAUUUCACGUGCUGCAUCGCAAUGACAGAAUUUGCUUUAAGUUUCAAACCGUGUCCAGAUAACUCGUAUGAAAAGAUUGUUUGAUUGUUAGCUCAAUGCUUACCUGAUGUGUGAGUCACCUGCGGUUACCUGCCCAUGGUAAACUUUACUUGAUAACAAUUUACCUAGUCACUAGACAGAUGUUUACCAUUGUC
Molecule: messenger RNA, 2431 nt
Organism: Physella acuta
Lineage: Eukaryota; Metazoa; Mollusca; Gastropoda; Physidae
Product: iroquois-class homeodomain protein IRX-6
Biological process (GO): cell development; neuron differentiation; regulation of transcription by RNA polymerase II
Cellular component (GO): nucleus
Molecular function (GO): DNA-binding transcription factor activity, RNA polymerase II-specific; RNA polymerase II cis-regulatory region sequence-specific DNA binding
Source: RefSeq, a predicted model, not a curated record